GUCGCGGUUCCAGUGCUGGAGCGGGCACUCACCCGCCGGUCUUGGCCCUACGGCGUGCGAGCCUAAGGGGCUUCGAUUCCGGCUCGGGAGCCUUAGACAGCAAUUGAGGAGGCCGUAUAGCGUUCGUAUUCGCCGUCGGUUUCUCUGAUGCUACUCUAUCCUGCUUGUCCUCCUACUUGUCUCACUGUUCCAUCUCAGUCUUUUCUGCUGGAUCAUCAUUUGAAUUAUGACAACUAAAGAUAAGUCUGAAGGAAUGGACUUUACAGAGGCUUACUCAGAUACAUGUUCUGCUGUUGGCCUUGCUGCCAGAGAAGGAAAUGUAAAAGCUCUAAGGAAACUUCUCAAGAAAGGAUGUAGUGUUGAUGUUGCUGACAACAGAGGAUGGAUGCCAAUUCAUGAAGCAGCUUAUCACAAUUCUGUAGAAUGUUUACGGCUGUUAAUUCGUUCAGAUCCAUCUGAAAGAUACAUUAACAUGAAGACCUUUGAGGGCUAUUGUGCAUUACAUCUUUCAGCAACUAGAGGAUUCUUGAUGAUAACAAAAAUCCUUUUAGAAGCUGGGGCAGAUGCUAAUGAAACUACUUUGGAAGAAACUACUCCACUAUUUUUAGCUGUUGAAUAUGGACAUGUAGAUGUGGUAAAGCUGUUGUUUCGGCAUGGAGCAGAUGUUAAUGGAUCCCAUUCUAUGUGUGGAUGGAAUGCCCUGCACCAGGCAGCUUUUCAGGAAUACACUCAGUUAAUAAAAUUGCUUCUUAAAAAAGGAGCAAACAUGGAAUGCCAGGAUGACUAUGGGAUCACACCUUUAUUUGUUGCAGCCCAAUAUGGAAAGCUGGAAAGUUUGAACAUACUUAUUUCAUCCGGUGCUGAUAUCAAUUGUCAAGCCAUGGACAAAGCUACCCCAUUAUUCAUUGCUGCACAGGAGGGCCAUACAAACUGUGUGGAGCUUUUACUUUCAAAAGGGGCAGAUCCGAAUCUUUAUUGUAAUGAGGACAAAUGGCAGUUACCUAUUCAUGCAGCUGCUCAAAUGGGCCAUAUAAGAAUCUUGGACAUGCUAAUACCAAUUACUGAUAGAGUUUGUGACACUGGUCCAGACAAAGUGAGUCCUGUUUACUCAGCAGUGUUUGAAGGUCAUGAAGAUUGCCUAGAAAUGUUACUUAAAAAUGGCUAUAGCCCAGAUGCCCAACCAGGUCUAGUCUUUGGAUGCAGUUCUCCAAUGUGCAUGGUCUUCCAAAGAGACUCUGGGCACUUCGGAAUGGUGGAUAUUUUUCUGAAAUAUGGAGUCCAGCUAAAUGAAAUGCAUUUGGCAUACUGUCUGAAGUAUGAGAAGUUUUCAAUAUUUCGGUACUUCUUGAAAAAAGGCUGCCCAUUGGGAACAUGGAACCAUUUGUCUGAGUUUAUAAAGCAUGCAGUUAAAGCACAAGCAGAGUACAAGGAAUGGCUGCCAUCUCUCCUGUUAGCAGGAUUUGACCCAGUCAAUCUACUCAGCAGUUAUUGGAUUCACUCAGUCGAUGAUGACAUCCUCAACUUUAGCCUGGAGUUCGCUAAUUGGAAGCGGCUUCCCCUUGCUAUUGAGAAGAUCCUCUCUGCUCGUGCAGAAAGCUCUUCCUGGGUCCCAUUGAAUCAUUUUGGCUCAGUUCCUUCCCUCACUCACCUCUGCCGCUUGGAAAUUCGAUCCAUUCUAAAACCAGAACGCCUACGAUCUGAUGAUUUUAUCCAUCAGUUACCACUUCCCACUAGCCUACAUCAUUAUCUGCUUUAUGCAGAAGUCUUGAGAAUGUAUGACGUUCCAGAACUGAAUGGAGAGACCAUUGAAAGCAGUUAAUGGCUCAAAUUUAUUACUUUGAAGAUCAAGACGGGAGUUGUGAAGUGGCUUCCUGUGAUUGGACAUUAAAGCCCAGGAAACUUGAACUCAUGUCUGGGCUUUUCCUUAGGAAACCACCUGUUGUGAAGCAUUGUUGUUGCUACGUUGCUGGUUUAUGCUAUAAACCUUAGUUAUGUUAUUUGCUAUGAUGUUCAUUUUUCUGAACCAUUUCCUCCCUCUUCAUUGAAAUUCUCAACUUUUUCAUCCUUUUAGUGAAUUUUGGCUCUGGACUAUGCUGCUGCUUCUUAACACUAGUGAUGUUUUCAUCAACUAUUUUGUAUUUACCUGGAAUAGGAAACAUUUAGUGGAAUGUAUGUAGUCUUAGUAGAGCUAUACACAGAGGAUGUUGAGCAUUUUCUAUAUAUUGGCUAUAAUGUUGAUAAAGGAACCAGAUCCUCUUUCCUGCUAUAUCCUCUUCUCAUUUCUUAACUUACUGAUUUUUAUGAAUAAUUGAUUUUUCAUAUGCAACCUCAGGGAAGAAUUCUUUUGAAAUAUGGAAAUUUGUUCAUUCUCCAAGCUUUUUCUUCAUUUUAUAAACCUCUUUAUCAAAAGGUUCCGUUUUUAAGUUUACAAGGGCAGGGACAGAUCUGGAUACAAGUACAUGCUCAAUUGAAAACAUAAUCAGACCUGUAUUGACACAAGCCUUUAAUUUGAUUCUGAAUACUAAUCAAAAUAUUGAAGGAGUAAUUUUCCACCGUUUUUAAGAAAUGUGUCUCUCCUGAGAUUUCUCACUAAAGUAUUCAGGUUAGACUUUAUGACCUUUAAAGUAUGAUUCUGACAUUCUGUAAUUUAUGAUUUAGAAUUCAAGCCUAAUUCUGGCCCUGUAUCAGAGGUUUCAGUUUUGAGCCUUUGUAACUGAGUGACAAUUCCCUUAACAUUUAGUUACAUAAAUAAGAUCAUCAGAUGACCAAAAAUUAAUACAUACACACAUACAUACAUCUUGUUCAGCUGAGGUAAUGUGGAGCCUAGAGCAAAUAAUGUUGAUAUGCUCGUUUUUUAUGACCCAAAGAAAUAUCCCAAACUUUGUACUUAAAAAGUAUUUGCUGCUGAAGUUGCAAGUAUUUGGGUUCUCCGUGCCACCGAUACACCCCCCCCCCCCCCCCCCCCCCCCGCGCGCUUUUGCCAUUGCUAUUGCUGAGGAGGGUAGUGGGAACUAGAAGAGACACCUAAUCAUUUGGGUUCAUUUGUGGACAUGUCAGAAAAUCUGAUUUGUGGUGAAGUGAAAAUUGUGGCAAUGAAUUGAAUUUUUAAAAAUGAUUCCUAAAUCUGGGCCAGACCAAGUCUUCAUUUUGUCACAGUAAUAUUCACUUUUCAAGUUGUUGUAUAUUCUUACAUAAUAUUUCUAUUUUUGCUAAACGAUCAGGAUAGAGGCAAAUAUGGGUAGAUUUUUUGCUGUGGCUAAAUCUGUCUCUCUUUUGUUUGUGUUAUUCAGAUGCACAAUAAACAAAUCUCUCUAUGGUUAACCAUUCAAGCUUGGCUCUCAAUAACUGAAUAUCAAUAAAUUGGAAGCUCUUGCCUGAAUAACUCAGGAUAAUUCUCUGAUAACUUCCUUCCAUGUGGUGUCAUACUAGACCUCAGACUUAGCAUUCUAAUUUCCAUCCUGAGGCUCUGUACUCCUGAUGGAUGAGAAUUCACUAUUUCUAGUGUCUACAUCCACUCUGACUGUCUUCCUUCAGCGCUGUCCUGCCCUGUGUCUUCUUUCUACCUCUAUCUCUGAGAUCAAUGAUCAAGUCGAUAUUAUAAUUUCUGGAAAGGAUGUGUCAAUCAGUUUUACUGUGACUCUAUUCACCAUCUUUGUGAGUUACAAAAACAAAAUAUCCCUCCCUGAAUACCACUCCCCCAUAUCUUUUGUCUUGCUUUUUUUGUUUGUAUCAAAAUCACUUAGCAUAGUGACUAACACAUAGUAAGUAUUUAAAAAAUUAUUUUUUCAUUCAUCUACUUAACCUUUGAGACAGGUAAAUAACUAUUUUGCUCACUUGGAUAAAAAUAUCCUUUUUUGAGCAAGUCUUUAAUAUAUUUUAUUGUUUUUUAAAAAUUGUUAAAUAUUGAAGGUGAACUGAACUUAGUUGGAUGUAUGUGAGAAAUGAAUAUUAAUGACCAAUAUCUUGGGGCGAUUCAGAGUUUCCCCCCUUUCUUCCAAAAGUCCUUCAGUUUUUCCUGAAAGACUUUACUGAUAAGAUUGCAUUUAACUCUUCAUUUUGGUCAGAUCCAUCCCAAAAUUGCAAGGAAUUUAAGGUGGGAAGGCUCACUGUAUUCUGCUGAGGCUUAGGUGGAGACAGAUUCUUUUGUGUAGGUAACUAAAGGCAGGGGGUAGUCUGAGUAGAGAUAAUCUUUCUGUUCAGGGGUUAUUCAGGCCUCUCCACCUCCUCCCUGCUGCCCUGCUGCCCUGCCCCCCAAUUUAAAAAGGUAUACAUUCUUUGAAUUGAUAGCUUAAAGUUAUGGUUGAUCUGGGUUAGCCAUCUCCAUUAGCUAAUUAUAUUUGCUGUUUGAACCACCUACUCUUUGGAAGGGUAUAUAAAUUGUGAGCCAGCCACCAUGAUGGUCUUUGGUCUGAGAGAGAUAGCCAAAUGACCAUCCUUUUAUUAAUAACCUGCUGGUUUUAUUAAUAAAAUGAUUAAAUUACCCAGAAACUAUGCCUCUCAACUUUUUAAUUGUCACAAUAAAUGAGUACAUUCAGUCAGCCUUAAAAGAACUAUAGUUGGGGGCAAUUAAGUAGUAGAGUGGAUAAAGCACCGGCCCUGGAUACAAGAGGACCUGAGUUCAAAUCUGGCCUCAGAUACUUGAUGCUUGCUAGCUAUGUGACUGAGCAAGUCACUUAACCCUCAUUGCUCUGCAAAAAAAAAACCCCAAAAACAACAAACCAAAAAACUAUAGUCUCACAUAUUUGCUGCUUUAUAGAUAUCAUGGUGAGUACAAAGAGAAUCAGGUAGGGAGCCUAAUUAGAAAUUCGAUAUAUUUUGGCUUUCUAGUAUUCUUUUUUAAAUAAAAUUUUAUGGGAAUCUGUAUUUAGGGAAAAAUUCUGAGCAGAUACUUAUGGGUUAAGCAAGAUGGUAGAAGAUAGUUGCAGUGGCUAGUAAAGGUCAAAGUAUUUUCUGUUGUCUACAAUAAAGGUUUUAGGCCUGAUGAUUUUAAAAAACUAUUUUCAGAAUUGCAUCCAUUAUACUGCUUUCAUAAAAUUUCAUGGAACCAAUUUCAGCAUAAGUGAUUGGUUUUAAAAAUCUCUAAUGGAGAGUGUCUUGGGCAUUUCAAAGGAGUAUGCCUUCUUCCUAAUAUCUUUCCCCUGGGUUUCUAGCACUGGAUCAUAGUUGCUACAGCUGCUUUUCUUCCCCAAUAAUUAACAUGAAGAUACAAGUCAGUAAGUAAAGUCUUGGCUGAUGUCCCUCUAUGAUCCAGGCAUAGAUUUCUCCUUCUAAGGUCUACUGGAAAGGAAAGGGCUGAAGGCCAGGAAAGGAAUGCCAGAUUCUAUACAAGUGUGAGCUAUUGUUUAAUCUCUUUGAGUUUACACUCAAAUACUGUCUAAAGGGAAAUGCAUUAUGAAUGAUCUUGGCUAAAUACAGAUUGAAUUUAUAGUAUUAAUGGCUAUAACAACAUUUCCUUACAUGCAUAAUUUAAAAAAUUAAUUUACUUUUCUUGAACAAACUUUUAAGUUUGGUUCUAGCAGGCAUAUUUUCCUUAUUUCAUAUUGUACCAUUUUUUGGUGCUUUUUGACUAUUGGUUUUAAGCUUAUAGAAUAAUUAGUUUAUUCAUGUAACUGAACAACUAUUAAGCAUGAAAUAGGCCAUCUCACUGAAGAUACCACAGCAUAAUACUUAUUUUCUUUUCAAGUCAAUAAAAAUGCAAGUGAUUUUUAUUAAGGCAUGUUUGUAAUUUGCUUUUAUGUUCUUGGAUCUU
Dromiciops gliroides (monito del monte) is the source of this 5749-nucleotide messenger RNA. It is a transcript of the gene ASB3, whose product is annotated as ankyrin repeat and SOCS box containing 3. Gene Ontology annotation, biological process: intracellular signal transduction; positive regulation of transcription by RNA polymerase II. Gene Ontology annotation, molecular function: protein binding; transcription cis-regulatory region binding. The coding region runs from base 227 to 1819 and encodes 530 amino acids. Lineage: Eukaryota; Metazoa; Chordata; Mammalia; Microbiotheria; Microbiotheriidae. Gene Ontology annotation, cellular component: nucleus. The transcript has 11 exons. The record is from RefSeq and is a predicted model, not a curated record.